GCACCACCCAUUUAAAGGGGGUGAUGGCUGUCACAUGGUUAAACCUGCUUCCUGUUUAUCGGCUGUUUUACUUCAGUCUCUGUUUCACAGAUUGCGACACCACUCGGUAUUGUUGAGGCUGUUAUCCACUUCUAUUUUGCUACCUUACAGCGACAGGACAGUUUACUGUAUACAUUUAACCAGUUUAUGGUCGUGGUUUCUAAGGAGACAGGAAGACAUGGCACUGAGGAAACGUGAGUAGGCCGGAAAGGAUCCUGGAGAUUUCCUGACUCCAGGGCUUUGAGUUGGCGGAAAAGACGAACGAUAGGCUACGCCUGGGGACCUGAGCUAGCCCGUUAGCUAGUCUUGCUAACCUCUGUAGCCUGCAGCGGCAGCAGCUGUGGUUUGAGUAACCGGCUUUACGGGCAGGCUAACAGGUUCUGUUUGGAGAGCGGAACAGUUCGCUGGUGCCCUGAAUUCAAGAAGGCUCCCCGGCUCCGGCUCCGGCUCCCUCAAGCGGGCAGUCAGGAAAAAGCUGGCUGGGAAGGGAUGGCCUGGUCGGUCUCCCCGUCCCAGAGGACAAGGCUCAGCGGUGUUUGAAGGAGGUCGAGUGCGGCUCGAAGCCACCGCGGCGGGUCGAGGCACUAUGACGGACACCCACCUACCCACGGCCGGCGGCUUCCCGGCUCCCGGGCUGUUGGUCAGAAAGAGUGAAGAAAUAACGGAUUUGAUAGACCUGUUUUCCAAGACGCAGUACAGGGCAAAGGAAGUCACUCCUCGGGUGGAGGUCAUAGAGAAACGCUGUCUGCACCUGUUUGCCAGAGAUUACAAGUACAGCAUCAUCCAAAACACCAACGGGGAAGUGUGUGGACACUACCCCCGACAGAUAGUUUUCCUGGAGUACGAAUGCCUAGAUGUGGAGAAAGACAGGUUUGAGAGCACAGUGCAGAUCUCUAAGCUGCAGGACCUGGUGAACCGGAGCAAGAUGGCUCGCUGUAGAGGGAGGUUCGUCUGUCCAGUCAUCCUCUACAAUGGCAAGCAUAUAUGCCGAUCAUCCACACUGGCAGGCUGGGGGGAGCUGUAUGGACGCACAGGCUACAACUACAUUUUCUCAGGGGGCAGUGAUGACACAUGGACUGAGUCGGAGGAGUUUCCAGAGGAUGACGGCGUAGUCAGGAACGGUGACUCCCAUCUCUUCGAUAAGGUUCGAGGUUAUGACAUUAAGCUGCUGCGUUACCUGUCAGUUCGCUACAUCUGCGACUUAAUGGUGGAGAACAAGAAGGUUAAGUUUGGCCUCAAUGUGACAUCAUCAGAGAAGGUAGACAAGGCCCAACGCUAUGCAGACUUCACUUUGCUUUCUGUGCCUUACCCAGGAUGUGAGUUUUUCAAGGACUACAAAGACAGAGAUUACACAGCAGAGGGUCUAGUGUUUAACUGGAAUCAGGACUUUGUGGACGCUCCUUUGACAAUCCCCAGGUGCUUUACUCACAACUUGAACAUUGACUGGACUCAGUACCAGUCAUGGGACCUGGUGCAGCAGACCCAGAACUACCUGAAGCUACUUCUCCACAUCAUCAAUAGUGAUGGAAAAAUGGUUAACCACCACCAAACAGCUGUAGACUUUAAGGAUUCUUUGAAUAGACUGUUACUGUUUCAAUGUCCAACUUCUAACAGAAUCUGCGUAGAUAAUCAAGGAACUACAAUGUCAAAAUGCUCAGAUGAUAGCGGCCUCCUAGUGCACUGCAUAUCAGGAUGGGACAGAACGCCAUUGUUCGUGUCCCUCCUCAGGCUCUCUCUCUGGGCAGAUGGUGCAGUGCAUGCCAGCCUGGAGCCCACAGAGAUUCUGUAUCUGACUAUCGCUUACGACUGGUUCCUCUUCGGUCACAUGCUGCCAGAUCGACUCUCCAAAGGGGAAGAGAUUUUCUUUUUUUGCUUCAAUUUUUUGAAGCACAUUGUUUCAGAGAAGUUCUCUACAGUUAAAAAGCAGAGUUUUAGAAGAAAGAACUCUCACUUCAAAGAUGGUGAUUUCACUGUGGAAGAGCUCUGCCAGUUGAAGUCCAGGGACCGUGGCAGUGUGACUAGUUUGAGCAGUGACUUUUCCCUCAUCACUGAAGAGAUGGCUAGUGGAUCAAGCUUGACCAAUGACACUGUGGACCUGGCCUCCAGUCAGCCCCAAGCCUCCAACUGGAGAAAAGGCACCACUUCCUCUUCUCCAAUGGUGGUUUGGAAUAAACAGAACCCUUUGGACGACCGCCUCUCUCACACAGCAAAUGACGCCAGGUCUUCAAGCUCCUCAUCCAAUCAGUCGGAGCAUGGCGACACUCGUACUGGCAGCAGCCCAUUGGCUGUUCCAGGGAGAAGGUUAGCAGCGGACUGUGCUCGGUCAAGUUCCUCCCUCUCUACAGAUUAUGGUAGUUGGCAGAUAGUUUCCGGUUGUGGUAGCAUCCAUGACCAUGCCCAUUUCCCUCCACCUUUGGCCUCAGCCUCAUCCUCCAACUCAUCUACUGCUAUCGCUGCCUACGACUCCCCCCUGCCAUUCAGCUUUCAGGAUGAAGCCAGUGGACGAAUGUGUUCCUUCCCCUCUGAGCGUCAGGCCCGUCUGGAGGCAGUACGUGAAGCCUUCUUGGCAGCCUACAGCUCCACUGUCGGCCUCAAAUCCUCAGCUCCCAGCCCCUCUGGUGCCAUCUCCGGCCUGCUGGAGCAGUUUGCCCGUGGGGUAGGCCUCCGCGGCAGUAACGCCAUCGUCUGAGCCUCUUGAUGGGACCUUGGACCCUCCUGCCUACAUCAGUUGAUUCAGCAUGUCUGUGCCAAACAUCCCCUGUUCAAUUUUAGGGGUGUAGCAUUAUUUUUUUUUUUUUAAAUAUUUUAAUAUUUUUUAACAUGCCCUCCAUUUUAUUUUAUUUUUCCCCUGUGGACUUUAAAUGUCUGUGGUUUUGUCACAUUCAGGAAGGGCAAUGGUUUCAGCCACAGAAUCAAAAAGGGAUGGUAAUAAAUUUAAAUGGCUUAGAGGUCUCCUGUUAUUACAGUGUAAAGAAUUCUGCCUUGGUCUGUUUAUAGAUUUGUAACUCCAUGUCCAGUAAACAAUAUCACUUGAUUUCUUUUGCUUAUGCUGCUAUUCUUCACUGAUCCAAACAGCCGAAAGUUCUGUAGUUCUACUGGGCAGUGAAAAUGAGACAAAGAACUUGAUUUUUUUUUCUUCUUCUAAAAACAGAAAAUAUUUGAUGCUGUUCUGAUUUUGAAUUUAACACAGUAUUUUAUCUGAUCUGUUUUACUGCAUAGGGCUUCAUGUUUGUGGGGGUCUAAAGUUAAAGGGCUUUUGGUGUUGAUGUUCCCAUACAGGAAACUUUUAGAAUUGUUGACUCCUGCGGUCGUAGUAAUCCAUGUCCAAACUGGUUUUAAAAUGAUAUUCCUGGCCUUACCUUAUUUCACUUGGUUUGUCAAGCAUACCAAACACUUCAAGCUGAAAUUCUUCACUAAUUGCGAGAGGACCCUUAAUAAUGGGGUUUGAACCAUGAAGUGUUUUGGGUGUGGUUUUUUGGUUCUUGUUCCCCCAAUGAAAUAUGAAAGCUUUAGCUGAAAGACUUGCAUAGUCUGAACAUUGUCAACUUGUUUUGAAAAGAACUGAAUUAUGCUGCUUUCUUAUUUUAUAAACUACUCAAUGCCAGAUGUUUGGUGCCUUGAAGUGGAACAAUAAAUUCCACAAUAAAAAGGACUUGGUAAAAACUGAAAUUUUUCUUCUCCAAUGCAGUUUGGCUUUAGUUGGCGCCAUUAACUGAACAAGCCAAAUGUUGUCUAUUUGGUUAUUACUCUGUUUGAACCUCUACUUUGACUGGUGGAAACAGGACUAUGCCUGUGCGGAAAAAGGCUGGUCUUAACCAGCUAUCAGCAACAGUCUUUUGGAGCGUUUCAAGCUGACUGCUAGACACUGCAGAGGUUACACACUUAAGUCAAAAUGCUAAAAUUUGUAUGUAUGCAUUGCUUUUAAACACUUGUCCAGGGAAGCUCAAUAUCAUUCUACAUGCAAAUAAAAUUAAUCUAUGUGACAGACAGAUCAAAUAUUUGCUUUGUAAUUUUUGUAGGAAACGCUUAAAUUUCAGGAGCUAAGAUUUACAUUAACCAUUUGUUGAGUUGGGUAGUUGCAAGAAAAAAAACUGACCUUAGGUUUAUGUGAUACUUUAGUCUUCUAUAAAAGUUUAUAAGGACUGUUCCUUCAUAGCUCUCGCAGGGUUGAAUUUUUUUUUUUUUUUUUUUUUUAAUUUAAACCUUGCCAAUUACAGUAUCACCAUAUUGAGGCAUAUCUGUUAAUGGUUUAGUGACUGUGAAGAAGCACUGAGCAUUGUGGUAGCAGAUAUGAACUAAAGGCCUUUUCGAUGUUUCUCGUCCCUCCAGUGAAGGGAGGUCCGCUUCGUUCCUGCCAGUACUGAGAUUCCUGCCCAGCUGUUAUCACACAUUCACCUCCUUUCAGGUCACACGUGGACUUUCCUGCCCAGUCAGUUGGGUCAGUUCAUACUUAAGUUGUAAACUAGCCUAUCGGUGUUGCCAAACUGUUUGACAGUUGCUGUACCUCAGGGCCUUUCUGUUGUGGCUUUUUUUUUUUUUUUUUUUUUUUUUUUUGCCCUCUCUUAAUUCUUUAACACUGGAUGAGUCUUCUGUCCAGUUUCAGGUAUAUUUUCUGUUAAAUGUGUGGGUUUAUUUUUAAUUUUUGCAAUUUUUUUGUUAGAGCUUUGUUGUCUUAAGAGUUGACUGCAGUGAAAUCUGUGGGGCUUUCAUGUGGUUGCAGUUUGUACAGUGACAUAACGCUGAGUUUUAUGGAGAUUGAUGUAGGAUAUCGGGCAGCAGUCAUUCAGUUCUGCCUCUGUAAAUGGCAGUUGCUGAAAAUGACUGGUAUCAUAAUUUUAUUUUUUUAAUGAAUAUAAAAUCCUCUUUUGGGAAAUGUACUCAGGAUUGAGAUGAAAAGGUUGACACCAGUAUUGUUUCUGGGAUAAGUGCAGAGCUACAACAGAAUGUCUAGCCAUGAUUUGGAUCAAGAAAGAUUAAACCCUAGUUUAAAAGAGCUUUGUUACAUAGACGGUCUUGUAGGAGAGCGGAACAGCUUUGAACUUUUUUUUUUUUAAUUCCCCACCCUGAAAAAUAAAAUUUUGGACAAACUUGAAGCCAGCAGUUUUUCCUUGGUUGAGCUAGGCUAUUCUGACUCACUGUCCUUGUCACAUGCUCAGCCUUAUUUUCACUCUUGAUCCAUCUCCCAAAAUCUUGAAUUGACAGAAUGUUUCUUUUGCUAUGCCUAAAACCAAAGUCUGUUUUCUUUAUGCCUCAGAUCAUGAGCUGAGGCGUUUUAAGUCACUUGAAUGCUUACUGUGUCAGGAUGAUUUUGAAAUUGAUCUUGAUACAGUACUAUCAAGUACUUUGAAUGUGGCGCAUACCAGUUCUUUGCACGGGCUGUCAGUGGUUUAAUCUUGUACUUCCAAAGAGACUAACGGAACAAUCUGCCCUGUUUGAUGUAAUGAAAGUCUGACUGUUAUGACCCGAUCUCCCUGUCAGGUUUUAAGCUUUCUCCUUAAAUUCAGUUCUCACAUUUAUCUCUGGUUUGGCAUAGUAUCUAGCAUUCAAAAAACAUUGUCAAUUUUCUUUUCUUCAUUUACAAUUUUUAAUAAAAAAAAAGAGGAAAACACGCCACCCUCAGUCUCUCUCUCAGUUGGGGUAGAUUGUUUCACAAAUGAGGUUUUAACUUGUUGAAAUGCUGCAUUGCACUUGUCUAGUGUCCUCUGUGUAGAGAGUCUUCUUCUUUGUAUAUCUGAUGCAUUUUUAAAGAAUGCUAAUUUUUGCCUUUUAGGUUAUCAAAUGCCAUUACUUGUUGAUGGAUGUCGAGCUACAGUUGAAAGUGACUUAAACUCCAGGUAGCAAUUUUGAAUAAAUGAAGAAAAAUAA
Messenger RNA from Oreochromis niloticus (Nile tilapia), 5904 nucleotides. It is a transcript of the gene mtmr14, whose product is annotated as myotubularin related protein 14. The transcript is spliced from 21 exons. Gene Ontology annotation, biological process: dephosphorylation. The record is from RefSeq and is a predicted model, not a curated record. Bases 626 to 2728 code for a protein of 700 amino acids. NCBI's taxonomy places the organism in Eukaryota, Metazoa, Chordata, Actinopteri, Cichliformes, Cichlidae. Gene Ontology annotation, molecular function: phosphatidylinositol-3-phosphate phosphatase activity.